AAUUUACAACUCACAACCUCGUUUCGGUUUCUAUGUUAACACACAGAACAGAGAAACAAAACAAACAUCCCUUAACUGCACGUUUGAUGACGGAAAUCGUUACAGCCUCCGUCAUAACGUCGUCUCUGAUUCCUCCGUCACAAACCCUAACCCUAACCCUAACUAACCCUAAGUCCCUAAUCCCUCUUUCUCUUGGUGGUCACCGAAGCUACCCUCUCCUCGACUAUCCCUCCCACGCGCAGCCGCACCUCCACGCUCCCACGCGCCACCACUUCCUUUCCUCCUCCUCCUCCAGUCCCACCACUCUCCCCGCCGCCGACAUCGCCACCGCCGACUACUACCCACACGCCUCCUCCUUCUCCGACGACUCCGCCAAAUCCAACUCCAAACGCGCCUCCGCCGCCGGCAGCCCCUACUACAACAAGAAGCUCAAAUCCACCACCGAUUCGGUUCCAGCGACCGAUUACUCGAAGGACCGCGAAGAAUGGAGCGACACGGCGAUCGCGUGUCUGUUGGAGGCGUACACGGAGAAGUUCAACUUGCUGUACCGCGGCAACCUCCGCAGCCGCGACUGGGAGGAGGUGGCGGAGGCGGUGGGGGGACGGUGCGGCGGAGAGGGGAAGCAUCAGAAGAGCGUGGAGCAGUGUAAGAAUAAGAUUGAUAAUUUGAAGAAGAGGUAUAAGGUGGAGCUUCAGAAAAUUGGGAGUGGUGGCAUUGUCUGUGAAAACUGUUUCUGAUGAUGACAAGGCUGGCAGUAGUGGUGCUGCU
Messenger RNA from Glycine soja, 768 nucleotides. RefSeq lists its product as uncharacterized. Bases 33 to 737 code for a protein of 234 amino acids. The record is from RefSeq and is a predicted model, not a curated record. NCBI's taxonomy places the organism in Eukaryota, Viridiplantae, Streptophyta, Magnoliopsida, Fabales, Fabaceae. The transcript has a single exon.